This is a messenger RNA of Uncinocarpus reesii 1704, 624 nucleotides long. RefSeq lists its product as uncharacterized. The transcript is spliced from 4 exons. Lineage: Eukaryota; Fungi; Ascomycota; Eurotiomycetes; Onygenales; Onygenaceae. The coding region runs from base 1 to 624 and encodes 207 amino acids. The record is from RefSeq and is a predicted model, not a curated record.
AUGUGGACGAGACGUCGCAAAGCAUUACCGCAUGACUACUGGCCAGAUCCAGGGCCGAUAUAUUGUUGGCUUUGCGGUGAAACUUUAGAGCUUGUAGAUGCGUGGGCAAAAGCGACGCCACCUCCAUUCAUUUGUGACAGACCCGAAUGGGAGGAAAGUUGGCGGAAAUCGAGGGAAAAUCCAAGGGCGCGAAAGCACAAGUUCUCUCUUUACAUGAGAGCCUCUGAUAUCAAUUUCCAGUUCCGUGAGCCCUUGACAUGGCUCGGAUUAUUUCGGAUCAGCGCAGUUGUUUUGAGCAAGGAGGACAACAAGUAUCUCCCCCGUGGAUAUCACCUCUCAGGAAUUGGAUACAUGCCAGGUGCACGGAUUCCGGGGGAUUAUGUUCUUGCAGGCCGAGAUCCAGGCACUGCGUGUCUUGGAGCUGGGAGGCAGAAUUCGGAAACGCUUUUUGGGGCAGUUAGGGAAUACCUGUACAUCCAACUCGCCGUUCCCUUCAUUAUGCUCAUUCGCAAUGUUCAAUCGCGGCGACUGCAGCCCUUCCGGGACCUUCUGGAGCUUCUCAAUCUCUUCCUCCUUUUCCGAAUUAACGUUACUCAAGUCCUGGAACCCCAGCUCCUGCGGUAG